AUGACUUACGGAUCUAGAGACCAACAAUACAACCAAGACAACUACGGAUCUCGUGGCGGCGACUUCCGUGGCGGAAGAGCCUCUGACAGAAACUCCUGGAGCAGAGACGGCGGUUCGUCGAACGGCGGAGGUCGUGGCGGGUUCUCCCGUGGCGGUGGUUUCAACCAACCUCAAGAACUAAUUGCACCAAACUGGGAUGAAGAACUACCAAACUUGUCCAAGUUUGAGAAAAACUUCUACGUCGAGCACGACACUGUCCGUGAUCGUUCUGAUGCGGAAGUCACUCAAUUCAGAAAGGACAACGAAAUGACCAUCUACGGUAAGGACAUUCCUAAGCCAAUUACCUCCUUCGAUGAGGCUGGGUUCCCAGACUACGUUUUGACUGAGGUCAAAGCCGAAGGUUUCGAGAAGCCCACUGGUAUCCAAUGUCAAGGUUGGCCUAUGGCUCUUUCUGGUAGGGACAUGAUUGGUGUCGCUGCUACUGGUUCCGGUAAGACUUUGUCGUACUGUUUGCCAGGUAUUGUGCACAUCAAUGCCCAACCUUUGCUAUCGCCAGGCGAUGGUCCAAUUGUGUUGGUGUUGUCACCAACCAGAGAGUUGGCCGUUCAAAUUCAACAAGAAUGCUCCAAGUUUGGUAAAUCAUCAAGAAUCAGAAACACCUGUGUCUAUGGUGGUGUUCCAAAGGGUGGUCAAAUUAGAGAACUAGCAAGAGGUUCCGAGAUCGUCAUCGCUACUCCAGGUAGAUUGAUCGACAUGUUGGAAAUUGGUAAGACUAACUUGAAGAGAGUUACCUACUUGGUGCUAGAUGAAGCCGACAGAAUGUUGGAUAUGGGUUUCGAACCUCAAAUCAGAAAGAUUGUUGACCAGAUUAGACCAGACAGACAAACUCUUAUGUGGUCUGCUACUUGGCCUAAGGAGGUGCAGCAAUUGGCCAGUGACUACUUGCACGACCCUAUUCAGGUCAACGUCGGUUCUUUGGAACUGGCUGCUUCUCACAACAUUAAGCAAAUCGUGGAAGUUAUUUCUGAAAUGGAAAAACGCGAUCGUUUGCUAAAAUACUUGGAAUUGGCUUCGGAAGACAAGGACUCCAAGAUUUUGAUCUUUGCUUCGACUAAAAGGACUUGUGACGAGGUUACCAGAUAUUUGAGAGAGGACGGGUGGCCCGCUUUGGCUAUCCACGGUGACAAAGCUCAGAACGAGCGUGACUGGGUUUUGCAAGAAUUCAGAACAGGAAGGUCUCCUGUUAUGGUAGCAACUGAUGUUGCCGCCAGAGGUAUUGAUGUCAAGGGUAUCAAUUACGUUAUCAACUAUGAUAUGCCAGGUAACAUUGAGGAUUACGUGCACAGAAUUGGUAGAACUGGUAGAGCCGGUGCUUCCGGUAAUGCCGUUUCUUUCUUUACUGACGCCAACAAGGGUUUGGGUUCUCAAUUGAUCGGAAUUAUGAGAGAAGCCAAGCAAGAAAUCUCUCCAGAGUUGAGCAGAUUUGACAGAAGACAAUAUGGUGGCCACCCAAGAUACGGACGUGGCGGCUUCGGAGGCCGCGGCGGCGGUCGCGGUGGUCGUGGUGGCCGUGGUGGUUACGGUGGUGGCCGUGGUGGUAAUGGCGGAUUCAAGCCUAGAUGGUAA
This is a messenger RNA of Lachancea nothofagi CBS 11611, 1626 nucleotides long. NCBI's taxonomy places the organism in Eukaryota, Fungi, Ascomycota, Saccharomycetes, Saccharomycetales, Saccharomycetaceae. The record is from the annotation of a GenBank genome assembly.